GCGGCGAAGGUCGGGACGUAAACAUGGCAGCCCGCAGUAUGCUGAGGUCUGUGUGGAGCUCAUUUUCGGGUUUGAAAGUAGUGAAUGUUAAAGUCCAACAGAUGAUAAAUGUUCCCCAACUAUCGGCUUUAACCAUUCAGACUCGAGGAAUCCGCCAAGUGGUGAAGAAGCAGGAGGGUAAAAUAACAACGAUUGAGGGACACAUACUGGACGUUCGAACGGCACCAGAGCCUCCGAACCCCGCAGCCAAGUGUCCGAUCUACAGGUGGAACCUGCAACACAAAUACAACUACACGGACGUCCUGUUGCUUAGUCAGUUCAUCAGGUCAGAUGGAGGGUUGUUGCCAAAGAGAAUCACUGGUCUCUGUCCAGAGGAGCAUAAGAAGAUCGCCAUCUGCGUCCAGAUGGCCCACAGAGCAGGUCUGCUCCCCGACCAUAAGCCCCAACUUCCAGAGGGCCACGUCCCAAGGAAGUCCAAGUCACAACUGAACAGAUACCUCACCCGCUGGUCCAUCAACACGGUGAAACCCAUCAAGAGAACUGGACUGAAGUGGUGUAAGAAGCGCAUGGCUGUCGGCGACCCACUCCUCAAGGACAAUGUGCGUUAUGGUGUCAAGCACCUUAAUAUAAAACACUGAAGGCCCGACGGAUCGCUUCAGAGAGCGGGGUGGAUCUUUUCUUCUUCUUUUUUUUUUUUGUGUUAUACGAAGACGCAGUUUCAAGUGAAUCCGCUUUUGUCACGCCGCCCUCGGAAAGGGCUUGAAAGCUUCAACCAUCUGUAUUUAUCCUACCUUUUGUUUAUCAAGCCGAGUCACCCGAGCAACGAAGCGUGCGCGGCCCGACCCGCCGCCAUCUCGUCGAUCUCUGCUGGGUUUUCAAAAAAAAAAGCCCUUGAAGCGAACUCUGCAGCAACUUAAUGAGAGCAACAACUGGGUCAGUGUAACAAUUUCAAAGUAGGUGGUAUAUCGACUGUAUACUCGGAUGUGCAAAUAAAAUGUGUCUGCUUA
Pseudoliparis swirei is the source of this 1007-nucleotide messenger RNA. RefSeq names its product mitochondrial ribosomal protein S18A (gene mrps18a). The transcript has 6 exons. The record is from RefSeq and is a predicted model, not a curated record. Gene Ontology annotation, biological process: mitochondrial translation. The coding region runs from base 24 to 638 and encodes 204 amino acids. Gene Ontology annotation, molecular function: small ribosomal subunit rRNA binding; structural constituent of ribosome. Gene Ontology annotation, cellular component: ribosome; mitochondrial small ribosomal subunit. Lineage: Eukaryota; Metazoa; Chordata; Actinopteri; Perciformes; Liparidae.